GAUGCUAUGAAGCCGGCGAAAAUGAAAGACCACUUGGAAAGGAUCCAUUCUGACAAGAAAAACAAAGAUUUUGAGUAUUUCAAAAUACUAAAAGAGAAAUUGAGAGUUCGGCCAAAUUUGAAUACAUAUUUGAAGUCAUCCGCUAGUGUUGAUAGAGAAGGAGGACUGAAGACAUCCUACAGCAUCUCUCUUAAUAUUGCAAAGAAAGGCAAACCGUAUACUAUUGGUGAAGAGAUUAUAAUACCAGCUAUAAAAGAUGUAAUUGAAAAUGUUAUGAAGAAAGACUCCCAACUAGUUUUAAAAUGCAUACCAUUAAGUGCCAAUACUGUGCAACGACGUAUCGAGGAAAUGGCCGAUGAUGUGGAAAGAACUUUGACCUCUGAGCUCCAGCAUUGUAAGUUUGCUAUUCAACUUGACGAAUCAACUUUCGGAAGUUCAAAUCUUCUCAUGGCUUAUGUUAGAUUUCAUAGUCCAUCCCUGAAUGACACUGUUGAUGAAUUUCUAUUUGCUAAAUAUCUUGAAACUGAUUCAAAAGGUGAGACAAUUUUUUUAUGUUUGCAAGAUUAUUUGAACAAGCACAACAUUCCUUUCGGGAAUAUUACCGCAGUAGCUACUGACGGUGCACCUGCUAUGGUAGGCCGUUACAGAGGAUUUUUCGUCUUUCUGAAGAAAAAGGUUCCCAAAGUACAUACUGUUCACUGUGUCCUACACAGGCAGCAUCUUGUAGCCAAAAAACUGAGUGGCGAACUUCAUGAUACUCUAAAAGUGNAUAUAAAAUUUUAA
This is a messenger RNA of Centruroides sculpturatus (bark scorpion), 783 nucleotides long. Its product is annotated as zinc finger MYM-type protein 6-like. The transcript has a single exon. The record is from RefSeq and is a predicted model, not a curated record. The coding region runs from base 7 to 783 and encodes 258 amino acids. NCBI's taxonomy places the organism in Eukaryota, Metazoa, Arthropoda, Arachnida, Scorpiones, Buthidae.